This is a messenger RNA of Helicoverpa zea (corn earworm), 2398 nucleotides long. RefSeq names its product SWI/SNF-related matrix-associated actin-dependent regulator of chromatin subfamily A-like protein 1 (gene Marcal1). Gene Ontology annotation, molecular function: ATP-dependent chromatin remodeler activity; ATP binding. The coding region runs from base 245 to 2350 and encodes 701 amino acids. The record is from RefSeq and is a predicted model, not a curated record. Gene Ontology annotation, cellular component: nuclear replication fork. The transcript has 15 exons. Gene Ontology annotation, biological process: replication fork processing; DNA repair. NCBI's taxonomy places the organism in Eukaryota, Metazoa, Arthropoda, Insecta, Lepidoptera, Noctuidae.
CAGGUAAUGACAGUUGUCACAGUCACAUUGUCAGCUGCUUCCUUGCUUCUGCUUGUUGAUUGAACACAAACAAAACUUGAAACCUGUGCUUGAAACUGAACUUUUGAGAAUCGCUUAAACAAUACAGGUGCACCCUUCUACGUCAAUAUGUAGCUUUAGAAUAAUUGUGAUUCUAAUUAAAUACUCACCGACAACACCUAAAAAAUACCAAAUCCUAUAGAUGUGUAAUAGUUGAAAAUCAAAAAUGUCGUGUUCGAAAGAAGAAAUUGAAAGAAAGCGCCUGGCAGCGCUUCAGAAACGACAACAAGUUCUGUCUCAUAGCAGUAACACUAAUCAAAACACUCCCUCGAAGCCGUGGCCUGGCCAAAUCAGCAGUCCGCAGCCAUGCUCAUCAAAUGGUGCAUUUAAAUCAUCAAUGACGAGUAAUUCGAAUAGGAGCCACCCUUACUCCAAGCCUAAGACUGGCAGAAGUGAGGAGAAUAACGUGCCUGUCGGCAAAGUAGUCAGUGGAACUGUGUACCUGAUAUCUGAAGACAGAUUUGAGGUGAACCCCUCUGAAUUCUGUGCGCCUCUCAUCAAUAUAUUUAAGAGUUUGCCUUCUAAAAGUUAUGAUGCAAAAUCAAAGUUAUGGAACUUCUCAGUGAAUGAUUACCAGCAGUUGAUGUCAAAAGUGGCGCCAUUGGCUCCACACAUAGUGCUAGGUCCUAUCCCACCAUAUGUACUGAGGGUGUUAAGAGAAGAAUCAAUGGAUCCCAGCUGUGUGGACCUGUCUCCUGUGGAAGCCACCUUGAGAAAUAAGCUGAUGCCAUUCCAAGCGGAAGGAGUCAGGUUUGGCAUAUCUCGUCGCGGGCGCUGCAUGAUAGCAGAUGACAUGGGGCUGGGCAAGACGUUCCAAGCCCUGGCUAUUGCCAGCUACUACCGACACAACUGGCCUCUGCUUAUAGUCACCACUUCCUCUAUGAGGGAGACAUGGCAGAGUAAGAUACAGGAGUUGUUACCAUCCGUUCCUAUGAUGAACAUAGCCACGCUCACCUCAGGGAAGGACACACAGUUUGUUGCUGAUAAACAAACGGAGGUAGUCAUAGUCAGCUACAAAAUCACUAGCAUGUAUCAAGAUUUGUUGAAGAGUAAAAAGUUUGGAGUUGUUAUUAUUGACGAAUCUCACUACCUGAAGUCUCACAAGGCACAGUGCACGGUGGCACUAAGCAGCAUCACGCGGCAGUGCUCCCGCGCCGUGCUGCUGAGCGGCACGCCGGCCCUCAGCCGCCCCGCCGAGCUCUACACGCAGCUAGCACUCAUAGAGCCUGGCUUCUUCUCUUCUUAUACUGACUAUGGUAAGCGUUACUGCGACGGCAAACAGACCAACUUCGGCUGGGACAUGACGGGGCAGUCGAACCUGCCGGAGCUGCAGAUAAUACUGCAGAAGCGGUUCCUCAUCAGACGCACCAAGGAACAAGUCCUCACUAGCUUGGAGGAGAAGACCAGAGAAACAGUCCUCCUAGAUUCAACACUACUACAACAUACGGACACAGACAUGGGUCUGAACGACAUGGCGGAGGCGUACAAGAGUAGUCGCGCCUCCGACAAGCACGCGGCACUUAUAACUUACUUCAGCGAGUCCGCUAAAGUCAAGAUACCUGCUAUUUGCCAGUACAUCCGUCAGCUAGUGACGGACGGACCAGCAGAAAAGUUCCUAGUGUUCGCUCAUCACCGCGCUGUGAUCGACGCUGUUUGCACGACGCUGGACGAAGAAAACUUAGGUUAUAUAUCCAUCGUGGGAUCUACGCCUGCUAAUACUAGAGCGGAGCUAGUGGACAGGUUCCAGCACAGCGACUCAUGUCGUUGCGCGGUGCUGUCCAUCACGGCGGCUAACUCCGGCCUCACGCUCACCGCCGCCAGUCUCGUGCUCUUCGCUGAACUGCAUUGGAACCCCGGGAUCCUGACCCAAGCGGAGUCCCGAGCCCACCGACUGGGUCAGCGCGGCUGUGUACGCGUGCGCUACCUGCUGGCGCCGCGCACCGCCGACGACCUCAUGUGGCCCAUGCUGCAGGGGAAGCUCAAUGUGCUCAACGAUGUAGGAUUAAGUAGAGAUACAUUCGAACACACUACUAUGAAACAUCAGGAAAGUAAAAACAACAUAUCUCAAUACUUAACACCCUGUACAAUGCCUAAGAAUAAGAACGAUUACAUCCCCGGCACGAACAUUAGAAAGGACUCAAUCAAAAGUGACGUCACGAACGAACAGACAAGCGAACAAACAAACACACACACACAAAACGGUGAUGACGUCGACAAGUCUUUCUUAGAUGAUGAUGAAGAUGAUGAGCUUCUCGCCAAUCUAGAUCUAUAGUUUAAGUUAUUGUGAUAUUUAUUAAAGUUAUAAAAGAUUUUUGCAUUA